CUUUUCUUAGCCACCGGCCACCUCUGCAACCAUACUCCCUCUUCCUCUUGGACCUCUCUCUGCACAUCGCUACAAUGGGUCGCUUCUUGGAUCUCGCUCUCCUCCUUUUUGGCUUCCAGGCUGCAGGCAUCUUCGCCCAAGCAGAUGCGGAGGUGGAAGAAGAGAUCGAAAAUCCCUCUCAGUCUCCCGCCCUUGCCGUCUCGGUCGAAGCGACUUUCCCUGACGCGGAAAUCUUCGGCAUCAAGAUCACCAAUGGCAGACCCUACGAAUCACGCCUCGCUUUUCUGAACGAGGAGCCCGAGCCUGUCACGGUUCAAUUCGUUGGUGGGAGUCUGUGGACAUUCGAAGGCACGAAUCCUCGCAUUGUUCGAAACCUCACUACCGCUCAAUAUGCUGUUGAGAUACCCCCGGGUGAAAAGCAGACGCUGCCCUACCGUUUCCAGACGAACCUUCACCCACAGGACUUGAGACUCAACUUGGCUGCGGUGAUUAGCUCGCAAGACUCCUUCUAUACUCUGCAGGCGUUCAAUGGUACUGUGACCGUGGUUGAGCCAGACGCGAGUAUCUUUGACCCUCAACUUCUCUUCCUGUACUUCUUCCUGCUUGCCUGCGCCGUUGGAGUCGGUUACUUCUUCUACACUAUCUGGAUCGUCCCCUACUUCCCCAAGAAGCGCAAGGCCGUAAAAGGCGGCAAGAGAAGCGACACGGUCAAGAAGGCCGAUACUGGCGUCACUUCGGAUUCCGAGGGCCCGGCUGUUGCAACCGGCAAAGCAUACAACGAGGAAUGGAUCCCGAGCCACCACAUCCAACGACCUGAGGCAAGGAGGGUCAAGAGCGGCGCAAGACCAAAGAGCCGUGGCAAAGCCGAGUAAAUACGCGCUCGCCGAGAAGCCUCUGGGUCUAACCUUUAUUGCCCAAGGGUGACAGAGCUGAGCCGCCUAGGCCUCGUCGAGGUACGGCUUUCGAAGCAUUGGGUGGACAAUCGAAGGAGAAAAUUUACAGCUUCACAAGAAAUUAGGGACCGUCGGCAUCACAACGAAAAGCAGGCAUUGACAAAAAAGACUUUUUGCAUAUGGAACUUCACAUGCUGUACUAGUAUUACAGGGGAAAAACUGCAUUUUGCGCUGAUGCUGGGCCUUUGACGCGCGCAGACGAUUUGGGGAUUUCCGAGACGCACGGACGUGGAGACAGGGUGCCGUCACCAAAGAACAGAAGGACAGGAGCAUGGUGAAUCCGGCGUUUUCAACAUCUUGAAUGCCACCGCCGUCUCGCCAGCCAAACGGAUAUGACGGACUGGUUGAGAGCGCGGCAGGAGCCCGCAUCAGAUUCAUUAUACAGAGUAGAAAAGCGAGAAUACAAAGAAUUCCUCAAGA
Molecule: messenger RNA, 1373 nt
Organism: Cladophialophora immunda
Lineage: Eukaryota; Fungi; Ascomycota; Eurotiomycetes; Chaetothyriales; Herpotrichiellaceae
Exons: 3
Coding region: 75-872 (265 amino acids)
Cellular component (GO): endoplasmic reticulum; endoplasmic reticulum membrane
Source: RefSeq, a predicted model, not a curated record